Molecule: messenger RNA, 879 nt
Organism: Diceros bicornis minor
Lineage: Eukaryota; Metazoa; Chordata; Mammalia; Perissodactyla; Rhinocerotidae
Product: interferon lambda-4-like
Exons: 6
Coding region: 1-879 (292 amino acids)
Biological process (GO): cell surface receptor signaling pathway via JAK-STAT; defense response to virus; positive regulation of immune response
Molecular function (GO): cytokine activity
Source: RefSeq, a predicted model, not a curated record
AUGGGCCCAGACCCCCUCCUCCCCCAGCCUCUCCCCUCUCUCCUCACCUGCCCUGCGCCCUCGGGCCUCGUGCUGCAGCAGCGCCUGCCCUCCGCUGUCCCCUGGGUGGUGUGCAGAGUGGAGUCCGCCUUCCACAGCGCCGGGCCCAUAAAAGCCACCACGGAGGGCGCAGGCACCGCUGUGGAAGGUGGACUCCACUCUGCACACCAUCCAGGGGACAGCGGAAGGCAGGCGCUGCUGCAGCACGAGGCCCGAGGGCGCAGGGCAGGAGCGGAGAUGGGGCAGAGUGGUGCAGCGGCGGUGUCCGCGGGGCUGUGGGUCUUGGUGACGGUGGGCGUGGCGGCGGACCCCCGCGCGGCGGCGCCCCGGCGCUGCCUCCUGUCGCACUACCGCUCGCUGGACCCCGGGGCGCUGGCGGCGGUCAAGGCGCUGAGGGACCGCUACGAGGAAGAGACGCUGAGCUGGAGGCCGCGCCGCUGCUCCUUGCGUCCCUCGGGGAGUCCGCGAGCCGGCGGGGAGGCGCGGGCCCGGGCGGCCCUCUCUCACUCCCGGUCCCCGCACUCGUGCGCGCGCCUCCGCCUCGUGGCCCGGGGCAUCGCGGACGCCCAGGCCGUGCUGAGCAGCCCGCGAGGUCCCGAGCGGGUCCCCGGCACCGGCCCGACCCUGGAGCUGCUGGCGGCCGCGGCCCGGGACGUGGCGGCCUGCCUCGAGCUGGUCCGGCCAGGCUCCUGGAGGAAGUCCCUGCGGCCACCCAGGAGGCGUCCCAAAGCACGGAGCACUGACUCGCCUCGGUGCCACGAAGCCACCGUCAUCAUCACCCUCCUGCGCCUGCUCACGUGGGACCUGAGGCUCGUGGCGCACGCGGGGCCUUGUGUCUGA